ACAAGGUCCCAUCUGUACUCUCUCUCUUCUUCCCUGAACGUUUCACUUCUCUGUUAUUUUCAGUUGUGUUUCGAAACAAAACCCUAAUUGUAGACCUAAUCUCACUUCCAAACACCAACCCCCCCCGCACCCACAUACAUAAAACCCUAACCCUACUUUCACGCUCGGAAUUCUCGUGAACUUACGCUCCGUUUGGGUUCUGAUUUCUGAUAUGGAUUCUCAACCGAACAACCUAUUCGAGACGGCGUCGCAGCCCGACACCGCCAACGACGCUUACACCUUCCUCGAAUUCAAUACGCAGGGCGAGGACUUCGACUAUCCCGAGUUCCGCGACCCGAUUCGCCCCCCGGUGGUCUCCUGGCCCACGCCCUCCGAUUCUCUGUCCGACCCUAUUGACCGCGGCGGAGGCGGAGGCCCUGGUUCGGAUCACCACUCCGACACCUCGCCCGUUUCGGCUGCCCCAGGCGGCGCCACAAAGGCCCGGUCCGUUGUCUCGGGCAGCAGCAGUAGCGGUGCGCAUAACAAUAACAGUAAUCAUAAUAAUAGCAAUAGUCAGGUGGUCGAAGCCCUGGCAGCUGGGUUGGGAGGAUUGAACUUUGAGGAGACCGGUGAUGACGAUAGUUACGACUAUAGGAAAGGGGAUUUUACAGAACACGCGUGCAGGUACUGUGGUGUGUCUAACCCAGCCUGUGUGGUGCGCUGCAACGUCCCGUCCUGUCGCAAGUGGUUCUGCAAUUCCAGGGGGAACACGUCCGGCUCGCAUAUCGUCAAUCACCUGGUUCGAGCGAAACAUAAGGAAGUCUGUCUUCAUAAAGACAGUCCUUUAGGAGAAACAAUCCUUGAAUGCUACAAUUGUGGAUGUCGUAAUGUGUUCCUGCUUGGAUUUAUUUCGGCAAAGACAGAGAGUGUGGUGGUUCUUCUUUGUAGGGAACCUUGCUUAAGUGUUAAUGCAUUGAAGGACAUGAAUUGGGACCUGAGUCAGUGGUGUCCCCUGAUUGAUGAUCGGUGCUUUUUGCAGUGGCUUGUCAAGAUCCCUUCUGAACAAGAGCAGUUGAGGGCACGUCAGAUCAGUGCUCAACAGAUAAACAAGGUAGAAGAACUUUGGAAGACAAAUCCUGAUGCUUCCCUUGAGGAUCUUGAAAAGCCUGGUGUGGAUGAUGAACCUCAGCCUGUAGCCUUGAAGUACGAAGAUGCAUAUCAGUAUCAAAAUGUAUUUGCACCACUAAUUAAGCUUGAGGCUGACUACGAUAAAAUGAUGAAAGAAUCUCAAAGUAAGGACAACGUCACAAUUCGGUGGGAUAUUGGUCUUAACAAGAAGCGUAUCGCAUAUUUUGUUUUUCCAAAGGAAGACAAUGAGUUGCGCCUUGUACCUGGAGACGAGUUGCGGCUGCGUUACUCUGGAGAUGCAGCUCACCCAGCAUGGCAGUCAGUGGGGCAUGUGAUCAAGUUAACAGCACAAGAGGAGGUUGCGCUUGAACUUCGUGCUAGUCAGGGAGUGCCAGUUGAUUUGAACCAUGGUUUUAGUGUUGAUUUUGUGUGGAAAAGUACAAGCUUUGAUCGCAUGCAGGGAGCAAUGAAAACUUUUGCAGUGGAUGAGACUAGUGUUAGUGGGUAUAUUUACCACCACUUGUUGGGACAUGAAGUUGAAGUUCAAAUGGUUCGCAAUACGCUGCCCAAACGUUUUGGUGCACCCGGUCUUCCUGAGCUCAAUGCCUCUCAAGUGUUUGCUGUAAAGAGCGUCCUCCAGAAACCUAUUAGUUUGAUCCAAGGUCCACCUGGCACAGGGAAAACUGUCACUUCUGCAGCAAUUGUAUAUCAUAUGGCCAAACAAGGCCAAGGGCAGGUUUUGGUUUGUGCCCCUAGUAAUGUUGCUGUAGACCAACUAGCUGAAAAGAUCAGUGCCACUGGGUUAAAGGUUGUUAGACUUUGUGCAAAAUCAAGGGAAGCUGUGAGUUCUCCAGUUGAGCAUUUAACCCUUCACUAUCAGGUUCGACAUCUUGACACAUCUGAAAAGAGUGAACUUCACAAGUUGCAACUACUAAAAGACGAACAAGGAGAACUGUCUAGCAGUGAUGAGAAAAAAUAUAAAGCACUGAAACGGGCGACUGAGAGAGAGAUCUCUCAGAGUGCUGAUGUCAUUUGCUGCACGUGUGUUGGUGCUGGAGAUCCUCGGCUGGCAAAUUUUAGGUUUCGCCAGGUACUUAUUGAUGAAUCUACUCAGGCAACAGAACCUGAAUGUCUUAUCCCUUUGGUCCUAGGGGCAAAGCAGGUGGUUCUCGUUGGUGAUCAUUGCCAGCUUGGUCCAGUCAUUAUGUGCAAGAAAGCAGCUCGUGCUGGUUUAGCCCAGUCUCUCUUUGAACGGCUUGUUCUACUUGGUGUCAAACCUAUUAGAUUGCAGGUUCAAUACCGUAUGCACCCAUCUCUUUCGGAGUUUCCUUCUAACAACUUCUACGAAGGCACUCUACAGAAUGGAGUAACUGUAAACGAAAGGCAGUCAACGGGCAUUGACUUUCCUUGGCCUGUGCCAAAUCGUCCCAUGUUCUUUUAUGUCCAGAUGGGACAAGAGGAAAUAAGCGCCAGUGGAACGUCCUAUCUAAAUAGGACUGAGGCUGCAAAUGUUGAAAAGAUUGUAACUACUUUCUUAAGGAGCGGUGUAGUCCCUAGUCAGAUUGGGGUUAUAACACCAUAUGAGGGACAAAGAGCUUAUAUUGUGAACUAUAUGUCAAGAAAUGGUGCUCUGAGACAGCAACUUUACAAGGAGAUAGAGGUUGCAAGUGUCGAUUCAUUUCAGGGAAGGGAAAAAGACUACAUCAUCCUGUCAUGUGUGAGAAGUAAUGAACAUCAGGGAAUUGGAUUCCUCAAUGAUCCUCGUAGGCUCAAUGUUGCUCUAACACGUGCUCGAUAUGGUAUUGUCAUUCUGGGGAAUCCUAAAGUCCUGAGCAAACAGCCACUGUGGAAUAGCUUAUUGACACACUACAAGGAACAUGAAUGCCUGGUUGAAGGGCCUUUGAAUAACUUGAAGCAGAGUAUGGUUCAAUUUCAGAAGCCCAAAAAGAUCUAUAAUGAUAGGAGACUUUUCUUUAGUGGACCUGGAGUUGUGCCUAAUGAUACAUUUGGUUCUGUUGCAUCACCUGGCCAAAAUCCUGAUAGAAGAAGCGGUCGUGGUAGGGGUACUUUUGUACCUCCUGGACCUCCUAAUGGUACCCAUAAGCCUGGGGUGCAUCCUGCUGGGUAUCCAAUGCCCCGGGUUCCCCUUCCACAAUUUCAUGGCGGUCCCCCUUCUCAGCCAUAUGCUAUUCCAACUCGUGGAGCUGCCCAUGGGCCAGUUGGAGCUGUUUCUCAUGCCCCUCCACCAGGAAGUCGAGGUUUUGGGGCUGGUCGUGGCAAUGCUGGUGCUCCUAUUGGCAGUCAUCUUUCACACCACCAAGGCACCCAGCAAGCUAUUGGAAAUAUUGGCUCUACUUUUAACUUUCCAGCUCUGGAGAAUCCAAACAGCCAGCCAUCUGUCGGUGGUGGUCCAUUAUCGCAGCCUGGGUUUGUUAAUAAUAUGCCAGUUCAAGGGCCAAGCCAAACAUUUCGUGAUGGAUUUUCCAUGGGGGGCAUGUCUCAGGAUUUCUUGGGUGAUGACUUCAAAAGCCAGGGAUCACACGUUCCAUAUAAUGUUGCUGACUUUUCCACUCAGGCUUCACAAAGUGGAUAUGCUGUUGAUUAUGUUACCCAAGGGGCGCAGGGUGGGUUUCCUGGGAACUUUCUGAACCAAAAUUCUCAAGCUGGAUAUUCUCGCUUUGGCACAGGGAAUGAUUUUAUGUCUCAGGACUACAUGGCUCAUGGAUCGCAGGGUCUAUUUACUCAGGUUGGCUUCAACGAUCCCUCACAAGAUGAUGCAUCACAGAGCCAUUUCGGUGUGGCAAAUGCCAACCCACUUCAGUCUCAGCGCUUGAUGAAUUCUCUCUACUCUCAGCCCUUUGGCCACUACAACACACAACCACCGCUAAACUUGCAGGCUCCACAACAGCAGCCUCAGCAGGGUCAGAGUCAGAACUCUCAAACUCAGAAAAUCCAUUAUAAUGGUUGAGAGAGUGGGUUUUAUGGCGGUGAUGGGUUAUAGUCUUUGCACUCAGCAACUUGGUUUGUGCUCUCUUGUGUGCCCAAGUUUAUAUGUACUGCCCUACGAAUCGGAAACGGUUUGGCUUUUGGUUCAGUACAAUUACCUCCACAAUGCAUAGUGUUGAUUACUUCAGGGGUUGGGAAUAAGAUGAGUUGAUCAAGAUGAACGGGCUUCGAGAAAAAACACCGGACAGCACAUCCGUGGCUGAGAGAGAAAAGGAUAACCCCCUAAUUACCUGCAUGGAGUUUUGUAUUGUUGUUUGAGAGAAGGUAUUAAGUGUUCCAAGGGAGAGCAUUACAUGACAUGGUUUGGUUGAAAGGGUUUGGAUAUUGAAGAAACGUAUAGAAGCAAAGCCUUUUACCGCAUGCUGGGAAAACCAGCGUUGAUACAAAAGCAUUAACUGCUGAAGAUUCUUAUAGAGCCGGCCGGGGAAAGUCGAGCCUAACCCUUUCACUCGUCCUGAUAUGUAAUUAUACUCCAUAUUGAUAUUGAAUAGACGUUGUCGCCGCAGGAAUGUUUCGGUUACAAAACUAUGCCACCCAGAGAUUAAACUGCGGUGGUAUAUGAUAUAGAAUGUUUGAUCGUGGUUUCCUCUGUAAUUUGGCUUGUCUUGAUAUCUGAUGGUUGAUAUAAUAUGAUGAGCAACUUAAAAGUA
Messenger RNA from Carya illinoinensis, 4763 nucleotides. RefSeq names its product regulator of nonsense transcripts 1 homolog. Gene Ontology annotation, molecular function: ATP binding; hydrolase activity; zinc ion binding. Gene Ontology annotation, cellular component: cytoplasm. The transcript is spliced from 29 exons. The record is from RefSeq and is a predicted model, not a curated record. NCBI's taxonomy places the organism in Eukaryota, Viridiplantae, Streptophyta, Magnoliopsida, Fagales, Juglandaceae. Gene Ontology annotation, biological process: nuclear-transcribed mRNA catabolic process, nonsense-mediated decay. Bases 212 to 4075 code for a protein of 1287 amino acids.